Molecule: messenger RNA, 375 nt
Organism: Rhizoctonia solani
Lineage: Eukaryota; Fungi; Basidiomycota; Agaricomycetes; Cantharellales; Ceratobasidiaceae
Product: aldo/keto reductase family protein
Exons: 1
Coding region: 1-375 (124 amino acids)
Cellular component (GO): cytosol
Molecular function (GO): aldose reductase (NADPH) activity
Source: RefSeq, a predicted model, not a curated record
AUGUCUCCCAUUCCAACUCUCCCACUCAACGACAAGCGUGCUAUCCCCGCCAUCGCUUUUGGCACGGGGUCUGCUCUGUUUGGGAAAGAUGCUACUGCUUACGUUGUGCAGGCUAUUGAGGGGGGGUUUAACCAUGUUGAUACGGCGCAAGUGUAUCAAAAUGAGGAGAGCGUUGGAGAGGCCCUUAAGCAAGCUUUUGGAGAAGCUGAACUGGUUGGAAAAGACAAGGUUGAUAUCGAGAAACAGAAGCUUGGGAAGCUCGUUCGAGACGAUAUCUGGGUCACGACAAAGUAUGGCGGACAUAUUGAUGCCGAGGAGGCUCUCGACAUUAGUCUCAAGAAGGCGAGCAUUCCCCAUCCACUAAAUAGACGAUAG